AUGCUCAAAGCGGCAAAAAAUGUAUUCAAGGCUGAUGAAGAAUGCCCAGUGGUCCCAUUAGAGCCUCGAAGAGCUAAAGGAAACGAGAUUGCUGUCAUGGCCUGCGGCGAUUUCGUUGCUCCACAAGAAAAAUUUCUCGAGUUGGAGGGAGUAGAGCGAGUACUCCGGGGAUACACUGGUGGAGGAAAGGAGUUGCCUACAUCUAUCAAAAUUCAUGAUCAUACCGAAGCCUUGUUGAUCGAAUUCAAUCCAAACACAAUAUCCUACAGCCAAAUCUUGGUAGCUUGGAGGCAGUGUGUCGACCCAUGGGAGAAGGAAACGACUCAGCACCGUGCUGCUGUAUUCUGGAAGAGUUUAUCCCAGCAAAACGAAGCCUUAGAUUUUCUUGGCAGUCUACAAUCCCAACAACCUUCUAAAAAACUGCAUGCCGAAGUGGAACGAGCGCGUCGCUUCUUUCGAGCCCGACAACCAUAUGCCGCAAUUCCAGUCGAUCCAAAGCACGAAGACAACGAAGUCGCCAUUCUUGCCUGUGGAGAUGGGACUGGACCGCUAAAUAUGUUUCAGGAGAUCGGAGGCGUGCAACGUGUCAUCACAGGCUUGACUGGAGGCAAACAGGAGAAUCCAAAGGACGGCAAACCUUUGGAUCAUACCUGUGCGCUGAUGAUAGAGUUUGAUCCGUUAGUGUUGUCGUACCGUCAAAUCUUGGAAUUGUGGCACGAAUGUGACAAGUUCAAACAAGGAGAAAUAACAUUGCACACGCGAUCCGCAAUCUUUUGGAAGACACUUCCGCAGCAAGACGCAGCCUUGCAGUUCAUCGAGGAGCUGAAAGCCAGCAAACCCUCCACAGAGAUCUCGGUGGAUAUAGAACGAGUUCGAAAGUUUUACGAAGUGGAGGUUUACGACCCAAACGCAGCUACAAUAGUAUCGCCGCAGCAUCAAAAGGCCAAAUUUUCUCCCAGGAAUAGUCCUGUUAUUGUGCCUGGUCAGCAGAAACGCUUAAGCGCUAACCGAAAACCCUGCCUGAGUGAGGUUACAACACCGGUAUGGAAAACGAAUAGAAAAUAG
Molecule: messenger RNA, 1065 nt
Organism: Cylindrotheca closterium
Lineage: Eukaryota; Bacillariophyta; Bacillariophyceae; Bacillariales; Bacillariaceae
Source: the annotation of a GenBank genome assembly